Paramecium primaurelia is the source of this 366-nucleotide messenger RNA. NCBI's taxonomy places the organism in Eukaryota, Ciliophora, Oligohymenophorea, Peniculida, Parameciidae. The record is from the annotation of a GenBank genome assembly.
AUGUUAUAUACAGCUUAUUAAAAUAAAUAACUUAAAGUAUGUUACGAUUUAGAAACAAGUAAUAGUAUGAAGAUUUUAAGAAGUAUUAAAAAAGGAACAACUAUUGCAAAUAUUUGUGAAGAUAAUUUAUCAAAUCUGAAUAUGUUUAUAGAUAGAACGGAGAUUGAUAUUUAUGUAAAAGAGGUAUCAAAUUAAAAGUAAAUAAAACCUACUUUAUAAUAAUUAUUAAAUGAAUUACAGAUUAGAAUAACUGAAUUAUAAAACUUAUCUUAAAUGGAAUAAGAAUAAAAUUAAAGUGAUAAUAGUGAUGAUUGGUAACCUGAUAAUGAGUAAGAUGAGGAAGACGAUUCUACAUAAUAAUAGUGA